Molecule: messenger RNA, 2773 nt
Organism: Malaclemys terrapin pileata
Lineage: Eukaryota; Metazoa; Chordata; Testudines; Emydidae
Gene: GTF2H2
Product: general transcription factor IIH subunit 2
Exons: 16
Coding region: 1289-2476 (395 amino acids)
Biological process (GO): DNA-templated transcription; regulation of transcription by RNA polymerase II; nucleotide-excision repair
Cellular component (GO): transcription factor TFIIH holo complex; transcription factor TFIIH core complex
Molecular function (GO): zinc ion binding
Source: RefSeq, a predicted model, not a curated record
GCUGUAUUAGCUCCCACUAGUCUCACUUUUGUUCUUGCAGAGCACAGCUUGAUGGCAGUAUUGAAGACCACUUGUCCAAUCUUUUGACAGCUUUGAAGAUCAAGACCAGGACAUUAAACUUAAUCUGGUAUUUCACUGGAAGCUAAUGAAGUUACCAAAGCACCAAGGUGAUUGUGCUUAUGAUGAUAUAUGGUGCCUAAUAGGAGAGUUUCACAUGUUGCAGAGCUUUUCAGUGUCUCUUAAUUCCUAGCUAUAUUGUGUGUUGUACUAAUCAAAUCUGCCAUGGUGGUGGUGACAAAUAAUUUGAAACAGUUCCCUCUUCUUCACAGCAGCUCUGACUUGUCUGGGUUUAGUUUCACACAGUUUACCAAUCAGGUGCUGAAUUAUUUCAGGGGUUUGGGAUAUGGCGCUAUUUGUGUUUCAUGUAAAACUGGAACUUGUCUUUAUGCAACUGCCACUUAACUCCUCUUACCUCCUCGCAGACAGAUUUGAACUUAAUGGGUGAAAUAGAACAAAGGUUCAGAGGCCACGAGAGAGGACAGCUCUGUCUGGGGACAGUUUCCCCUGGCAGGAACCAAGGAAGUGCGAGGCUAGACCCGCCUUAACGUCCAUCCAGGGGUGGCUCUAUGUUUUUUGCCGCCCCAAGCACGGCAGUCAGGCGGCCUUCGGUGUCAUGCCUGCGGGCGGCCGGCGCUCACGCAGCGUUUCUGGGGUGAUCUGCCGGUCCCGCGGCUUCGGCCCUGUCUCUGGCUGACGGCGGCCAGCAGUGGAGGCUGCAGAGCCUAGCACAAUACCCCUGCCAUAGCCAGUUGCAAGCGUCCAGCCCAGCGGGGUCUGGGGCCAGGUUCAGAGUUGUCUCCUCCCGGGCCGAGCAGAACCCGUGGAGAUAGGAGCGCGGACACCACAUGCCCCAGCGCUGGGCCGCAGCUCAGUCCGGACAGUGCUGGGCUCCCGUGUAGCUCGGGCAGCGCCUGUGGGCUGCCGGCUGGGGCCGAUACACGGCAACCGCCUCGUACAGUAACGGGCUGGAUGCAGGGUCAGCCCGGCCGGGGCGCGGCUGGAGGGAGAGGUGUUCCCUGUGUUACUCCCCCCGCGGGCCGGGCACCACUCCCUGCCCCGUUCCAGGCCGGCCCUUCCUGAAGCCGGAACGUUCCUCCCGCGGCCCGGCACGCCGGUCGGACGAGUUGCAACGCACCGAGCGGGGGUUGGUUCCGAGAGUUUGCCCCGGGGAGCUCGAGCUCGGUCCUGGCAGUAUUGUAAGUAAGCAGUUUUGGACAGACCGACAGACAUGGAUGACGAGCCUGAAAGAACCAAACGCUGGGAAGGGGGUUAUGAAAGAACAUGGGAGGUUCUCAAAGAAGAUGAAUCUGGGUCACUGAAAGCAACUAUAGAGGACAUUCUUUUUAAGGCAAAGAGAAAAAGAAUCUUUGAACACCAUGGGCAAGUUAGACUUGGAAUGAUGCGUCACCUUUAUGUGGUGGUAGAUGGAUCAAGAACUAUGGAGGACCAAGAUUUAAAACCUAACAGGCUUACGUGUACCUUAAAGUUAUUGGAAUAUUUUGUUGAAGAAUACUUUGACCAGAAUCCUAUUAGUCAGAUUGGUAUAAUUGUAACUAAGAGUAAAAGAGCUGAAAAGCUGACAGAACUUUCAGGAAACCCAAGAAAGCAUACAACUGCUCUGAAGAAAGCUGUAGAUCUGACCUGCCAUGGAGAACCAUCUCUGUAUAACUCUUUAAAUUUGGCCAUGCAGACUUUAAAGCACAUGCCAGGACAUACAAGCAGAGAGGUUUUGAUUAUCUUCAGUAGCCUGACAACGUGUGAUCCAUCUAAUAUCUAUGAUCUAAUUAAGUGUUUAAAGGCAGUUAAGAUCAGAGUAUCUGUCAUCGGCCUAUCUGCUGAAGUUCGAGUUUGUACUGUACUUGCCCGAGAAACGGGUGGAACAUACCAUGUAAUUUUAGAUGAAAGCCACUAUAAGGAGCUGCUGAUGCAUCAUAUUAGCCCUCCACCUGCCAGUUCAAGUUCUGAAUGCUCCCUUAUUCGAAUGGGUUUUCCUCAGCAUACCAUUGCAUCUCUCUCUGAUCAGGAUGCUAAACCAUCAUUUAGCAUGGCGCACUUGGAAAACAACAGUGAUCCAGGUCUCACGUUGGGUGGAUAUUUCUGUCCCCAGUGUAGGGCCAAAUACUGUGAACUCCCUGUGGAAUGCAAAAUCUGUGGUCUUACAUUAGUCUCUGCACCCCAUCUAGCUCGGUCUUACCAUCACCUGUUUCCUUUGGAUGCCUUUCAAGAAGUUACACUGGAAGAAUAUAAAGGAGAACGCUAUUGUCAAGGCUGCCAAGGGGAGAUUAAAGAUCAACAUGUUUACAUUUGUAAAGUCUGCCAGAAUGUAUUUUGUGUGGAAUGUGACUUAUUUGUUCAUGAUUCUCUGCACUGCUGUCCUGGCUGCAUUCACAAGCAUCCUACUCCUCCAUGCAUAUGAUACCAGGUGUUCAUAGAGAUUGUCCUACCGGUUUCAUUCUUGCACAAAGAGUCACAUUAGAAGAAAUACCUAGGUGAAUGCAGUAACAAUGAAGAUUUGCUAGGGGAACAAACAACUUUUAGUUAAUGUAUAGAAUUGGAAUAUUUAAAUUCUCAUGGUUAAUGUUUAUAAAAAUAUCUAUAUCUGAUGUAUUUCCCUCACUUGUUUUGUAAACCUUUGACUUAUUCAAGAGUCAUUCUAAAUAAAUGUGUAAAUCUGUGUGUGGAAAAGUGAUAAAAAUGGAUUUGUAUGCUAAAA